UGGGGUCCUGCUCCACGGAGAGGGACAGCAGGGGGACUACAUUUCCCUGGAGCUCUUCAGGGCAAGGCUGCAGCUCAGCAUCAAUUUAGGCAGUAACCAGUAUGGAUCAAUUCAGGGUCACACUUCUGUGACCAGUGGGAGCUUACUGGAUGAUGACCACUGGCACUCAGUUGUCAUAGAGCGUUACCGUAGGAAUGUCAACUUCACUCUUGACCACCACACUCAGCAGUUCAGGACCAAUGGAGAGUUUGACCACCUAGACCUGGAUUAUGAGAUCAGUUUCGGAGGGCUUCCUGUAUCAGUGAAGCCGAGCUCAGGAGGCAGGGAGAACUUUGUGGGCUGCAUGGAGGGUAUCACGUAUAAUGGAGACAACAUCACUAACCUGGUCCGCAGGAAGAAAGUGGACACCUCCAGCUUUCGUAACCUGACAUUCUCGUGUGCUGAGUCCAACUCAUUCUCUGUCUUCUUCAACUCCACGUCCUUCCUGCGGCUCCCAGGUCAGAGUGACAGUGACACUCUGUCAGUCAGUCUGUCUUUCAGGACAUGGAACCCCAAUGGGCUGCUGAUGUUCACUGCGCUGUCUGACGGCUGGGUGGAGGUGGGACUUACAGAGGGAAAGGUCACUGUCUACAUGAAUAUUACACAAAAAAAAAACACGCGUAUUGACAUCUCAUCAGGUGAGCUUCAACUCAUUGGUAUUCAGAAUAGAGGUUGAGGAGCCUUCAGUUAGUUGAAAUAUUUGUCACUUUGCCAUCUUUCUGCUAUUCUCAAUUAUUGUUGUUAUUGUUGUUAAUUUUAUCCUGUUGAAAGUUUGGAGACUGGAGUAUGUUUUUUCUCACAGGUUCAGGUUUAAAUGAUGGUCAGUGGCACAGUGUCCAUCUGAAUGCAUUGGAGUACUAUGCCAUGCUGACAGUGGAUGGAGAUGAAGCAUCCACAGUCAGAACAGCCAUCCCCAUCCAGAUUCAGACUGGAGGAACCUACUACUUUGGAGGCAACUUCUUGCACACUAAUGCCCGAUCACUUCAGCGCUCCUUCCAGGGCUGUAUGCAAAUGAUCCACAUAGAUGACCACCUUGCUGACCUCAGGGCUGUGGAGCAGGGCCUUAUUGGAACCUUUGAAAAUGUCAGUCUGGAUAUGUGUGCCAUUAUAGACAGGUGUGUUCCUAACCAUUGUGAGCACGGUGGUCGCUGUUCUCAGACAUGGGACACAUUCAGCUGCAACUGUAGUGGCACUGGAUACACUGGAGCUACCUGCCAUACCUCAAUGUAUCAGCAGUCCUGUGAGGAGUAUAAGCACCUGGGGAAGAGCUCAGGGAACUACUGGAUUGAUCCUGACGGCAGUGGAUCUAUCGCUCCCUUCAGAGUCAGUUGUGAUAUGACAGAGGAAAAGGUUUGGACUACGCUGAAGAACAACUUGUCUCCUCAAACAUCAGUCACUAAUGCAGAGCAUGAGGGGAAGGCAGUGCUGCAUAUCACGUACAAUGUGACUGAUGAACAGGUUUUAACGGUCACCAGCACUGCAGAGUACUGUGAACAGUAUAUAGCCUACACCUGCCGAAUGUCUCGUCUGCUCAACACUCCAGAUGGCUCCCCGUUUACCUGGUGGGUAGGACGAGCCAAUGAGAGGCAUUCUUACUGGGGGGGUUCAGGACCAGGGAUUCAGAAGUGUUCCUGUGGUAUUGAACACAACUGUACUAACCCCAAACACUACUGCAACUGUGAUGCUGAUCUGCGCACCUGGAAGGAGGAUGCAGGCCUGUUGGUGUAUAAAGACCAUUUGCCAGUUAGUCAGGUUGUGGUUGGUGAUACAAGCAGAGCUGGAUCUGAAGCCAAACUGACAAUAGGGCCACUCAAAUGCCAGGGUGACUGGAACUACUGGAACGCAGCAUCUUUCACCAGCCCUGCCUCCUACCUCAACUUCCCUUCUUUCAGAGGAGAAACCAGCACUGACAUCUCCUUCUACUUUAAGACUUCCUCCACUCAUGGAGUCUUUCUGGAGAACCUUGGAACCACCGACUUCCUUCACAUUGAACUCAGAGAAGGCUCUGUGGUUGUCUUCUCUUUUGAUGUGGGCAAUGAGAGAGUGGAGCUCAGUGUACACUCACCAGUGCCUCUAAAUAAUGACCAGUGGCAUCGCGUGGAGGCUGAGAAGAACAUCAAGGAGGCGGUGCUGCAGCUUAAUGGACAGUACAGGGAUGUCAGGCCCACUCCCCCACAGGGACACACAAAACUGGCGUUCUACAGUCAGCUAUAUGUUGGUGCCUCAAGUGGUCAGAGGGGUUUCCUAGGCUGCAUGCGGGCUCUGAAGAUCAAUGGUGUGACCUUUGACCUGGAGGAAAGGGCGAAGAUGACUCCAGGGGUGAAUCCAGGCUGCCAGGGCUACUGCGGCAGCUACGGGAUGCACUGCAGGAAUGGAGGGAAGUGUGUGGAGCAGUACAAUGGGUACUCCUGUGACUGCUCCCUGACUGCUUACGAUGGACCCUUCUGCACAGAUGAUGUAGGUGGCUACUUUGAGACAGGAACCCUUGUGCGGUAUGACUUCCUGCCAGAUGUGGAAACUUUUGGGUUGCAGGGGGUAAAGAGCCUGUCAAGUUCUAUACCUAGUGAGGCCAACCUGACUCAGGAAGAGCUGGUGUUUAGCUUCAGCACCUCCAGCGCUCCGAGUAUUCUGGUCUAUAUCAGCUCCAGGACUCCGGACUACGUGGCUGUGGUGCUUAGGCACAACGGCACUCUCCAGAUCCGCUAUAGCCUUGGGGGACUAACAGAACCUUACACGAUUGAUGUUGACCAUCGUAACAUGGCCAACGGACAGCCACACUCUGUCAACAUAACUAGGAACCUAAGAGAGAUACAACUUCAGCUGGACCACUACCCUGUGUCUACAUACACCCUACCUGAGGCCUCUGACACCCAAUUCAACUUGGUCAAAAGUCUAUUUCUGGGAAAGGUCUUCGAAACAGGACAGAUUGACCCCAUCCUAAUCGAGCGCUACAAUACGCCAGGUUUUGUGGGCUGUCUUUCAAGAGUUCAGUUGAAUAGUGUGGCACCGCUGAAAGCUGCACUGCGCUCAAGCCUGGCAGCACCUGUCAGCACUCAUGGGAUUCUGGUGCCAUCCAACUGUGGAGCCUCACCGCUGACCAUCUCCCCAAUGGCCUCUGCUAGUGACCCCUGGCACCUAGAAGCUGCUGGAGUGGUUUUCCCCUUCAAUGAGGACAAGGCCAGUGAUGAUGGAGUGAAUCGCAACUCUGCCAUAAUGGGAGGCAUCAUCUCCAUGGUGAUCUUCACUGUCCUCUGCAUCAUGGUGUUUGUGAUGCGCCAUAUGUUCCGUCAUAAAGGCUCCUACCACACCAAUGAAGCCAAGGGAGCAGAGUCAGCAGACUGUGCAGACGCAGCCAUCAUCGUCAAUGACCCAGCGUUCACCGAAACCAUCGAUGAAAGCAAGAAGGAGUGGUUCAUCUGAACCCCUCCAGCAUGAACACUUGACGUUAGGAUGUAUGUAGUUUUCUAAGCAUAGGGAGUAGUAGUGAGGUCACCACUUGUGGAACCUUGAAGAUGUAGUGAGUGGUUUAUUCAAAAACUUUAUGGACAAUGGACAACAUGGCAUUACAGCAUGGGUAUUAAAGCAAAGGGCAGAGUAAUGCCUGGCAAAGCCUGUAUGGAGAUGUGGGGUGAUUUAUUUUAACUUUUUUUGCAAUUUCCAUCAUGGCAUUAAUGGUAAUGAUCACUUAUCCAUUAAUCCCAAUAAUCCUCAAUGUCUGUAGCAAUGCUCGUGUAUGCCUUUUUUUUUCUUUUUCAUAAAAGCUCAUGUUUUGCCUUAUUUUACAUUUCUUUCAGUAAAGUUUAAUUUCAGCCUUAAGACUAAAAUUACUCAGCAAGUGAAAAUUUGCGGAGUAGUUGUGACUGUGCGUGUGAGCUGAGUUGCUUGGUUGUCUGUGAAGGAGAUGUAGCCAUGACUUUGUCCACAUCAUUUGGACUUAGAACCGGGGGAAAAGGAAAUGUUACACUUUUUAUUUAUUUUAUUUUUUUAUUUAUUCUAUUUAUUUUUGCAUCUCCAUAAGUGAGUGUCUCUUAAUGACUUUUGAGUAUUGAUUGUUGAAGCUCUUAAUGAUUGCAUUGUUUAACUGUUUUUGCUUCCAAAUGAGUUUGGAAGAAUGAACUGAGUCCUGUCAGUCCACAAGAGCUCAACUCAGUAGUUUGUCUGUUUGUUUUUUUCAGAUUUCUGAGGCAGGGGUUGCCUUUUGUUAGCAAUGCCAGAACACAAUAAUGCAAUAAUGAUGUGUUUAGAUUGGAAGCGGGGCGAAACUGCUAGCCUAACUCCAUCACAAGUGAACCAAUACACCUUCCACAACUCAAAAGCUGUAGGUUGUUAGCUAGCAAGCUCUUUUCAAAGAGCCCAGCUUUGUUGGUCCUGUUGACCAAAGACUAGGUAAGACUGGUGGUUGAGACAAGUUUAAACAUCCACAGGAAAAAAAGAAACAUCUCGAUAACUAUUGCCCUGGUGGAAUGAGUUUUUUGUUUGUUUGUUUUUUGUGCAAUGUUGGUUCAAGAACGUGCUAAACGUAUUGGACCUGUCUAUGUGUUGAAUGAGAGAUGGAACUGAUCCUCCAAUUCUGUGCCAGAUGGCAAGUAACAAGCAAAACAAAUAACUCGCCAAAAUGCUUGUUUGUGAUUCCUACCAAGCUUUCGUUUAAUGGAAAGACAACUUCCCCAGUUUGUGAGAAAUGUUUUUUGCCAGUUGCUAAUUUAAUUAUUUAAUUUAUUUUUGAAUUAGACAUUCACUAGUGUUAAUGAUAUUGCUUUGGUCAGGCUUAGUGAAUUUGGACUAAUGAUAGUAUGGCAGAUAUGGCUGUGGCCAAGGACUGAGACUAGCUUCUUCUUGAUGGAGGAUGGUAACACUAACUCUUUAGAUGGACUGAAAGGACUCUUAGAUCAGGACUCUUCUCAAAUCUGUCCUGUAAAACCUGAGCUAUGUCUUUGAUUUUUAGAGAGUAUACUGAUGUUUCUACAAAAGAAUGUUUGUUAACGACAUACAGAACUACAUCCUGACAUUUGAUUGUAUUGCAUUUGUAUUCCUUUGACUGCACUGCAGUGUAAUGGCAUGCUGUCUGACACUGAAUGACACACAAAUUUAUGUUUGAUAAGCCACUGUAGCAUCAGAUUGCUUUUUCUUCAUGUUAUAUGUAUAAAACUUUGCCUGUU
Messenger RNA from Chelmon rostratus (copperband butterflyfish), 5198 nucleotides. RefSeq names its product contactin associated protein 2b (gene cntnap2b). The record is from RefSeq and is a predicted model, not a curated record. The transcript is spliced from 20 exons. Lineage: Eukaryota; Metazoa; Chordata; Actinopteri; Chaetodontiformes; Chaetodontidae. Bases 826 to 3459 code for a protein of 877 amino acids.